Molecule: messenger RNA, 4683 nt
Organism: Zasmidium cellare ATCC 36951
Lineage: Eukaryota; Fungi; Ascomycota; Dothideomycetes; Mycosphaerellales; Mycosphaerellaceae
Exons: 3
Coding region: 1-4683 (1560 amino acids)
Biological process (GO): tRNA methylation
Cellular component (GO): cytosol
Source: RefSeq, a predicted model, not a curated record
AUGCUGAUAGGCGAACAUGAUACAGUCGAUGUUUUGCUCAAGGAGGAACGGCUAAAGCAGAUAUCGCGGUCCAUACGCUCCUUCGUGCCGUCUGGCUCACCAACGGAGGACUUCAAGACUCUCCUUGCUCGUGCGUUCUACACAAGCUCCGCCUUAAACUUGAGUGUUACCCACAGAGUGGCAGCAUGGAAUACUCUGUGCUCGUUGAUUGACCAGUCCCUCGAGUCGACGGUACCAGUUAUACGGGAGGCUGCCUGGAAAGACGGUGCUUGGGAACGGGCCUUCGAUCUCUACCUCAACCAUGCUCAGGGCGCAAGACCCAAGUCGUCCCGGCAACUCUUGGCGACCUUGACCAAUGCCUUGAAGAAAUCGGAAGGACAGGACUUGAGCAGCGUGAAGAUCAACGCAGCUCAAAAGCUUGUUUCGGCCUUGUUCAACUACGACGACGCAUUCUCAGCGAAAGUGGGCGCACAGCUUCUCUCACACAUGCUCGUCAAAGAUGUGCUGAGCAACGAUGAUGUUCUUCGGAUCUUUCGUCGGAUCUACAGCAGCUCUCAAUCAGGUUCGGAGUCAGAGAACUUUCUGCUUGUUUUGUUCAAGUGGCUUAGGUUUGGUGACUUCGGCUCUACCAUUGCUCACCUUGUCUCGAUCUUCCUUGACAAAUUGGACAUCCCAACUGGAGCAGCACCCGGGCCACCCAUAUGGAUCGACCCUCUUCAACACGCCUUCGUUCGUGGAUCAGUCAAUAUCGAUGACCUCAGAGCUCAUGUCCUUCCAAUUGUCUUCAAGCGCAACUUCAACGACUUUGCGUCUUUCCUGUACAGCCAAGGUGUGCACGACUCAGUAUUUCCAAACGUGAACGAGCGAUCGAAUGCGACCAACGAUGAACUUCUUUACGUUGCCUUACAGACUGGAAAAGAGCUCGGUCUACUUGAAGAGACAGACGAGAGUUCGAUAUCGCGACAUGAUAACUCUCUGCGUGUCCCGGUUGGAUACAUUGGCAACCUGCUCUUCCACAGCUCCCGGUCUGCUAGAGUGACCGGGCUGUACCUUCUGGUCACAUCACAUGCCGCGACCAGACCAUUCUCACGCAAAGCAUUAAGGCUGAUCCGGAAAGCACUAGAUGUUGUCUUUGCUGAUGUCGACGCCGACUUUCGAGGCGAUGUCUUCAGCACUUUUCAGAAGCUGAUCGACCGCUUUCGUAGCAUCACUGCGACUUUGGCACGACAAGCCAUUACGAUCAGCGGUCACCAUGAGACUGAAGUGACGAAUAGAAAGCAAAUGACUGAACAGCGCUUAUCAGAUCACCGAAACUUUCUCAAGUGGCUGCUCGACUUCUUGUGCUGGCAGCUACGACCGACGGCGAGCUACCAAAGACACAUCUCGGCGUUGAAAUGUUUGAGCACCUUGACCAGGUCUGGACUCGACGAAUCUAUCGCCGAGGAGUACUACUCGAAAUCGGCGUUGAGCGGCACGAGAUGGCCCUUUCAAAUGCAAGUCAUCACCGUGGAAAUGCAGCGCCCGCUACUGGAUCUUGUUCUGGACCCCUUCGACGAUGUGAGGCAGACCGCAUCUUCUAUUCUAGGACUUGCCUGUACUGCAUCGGAUAACAAAUUGCACCACAGCCUGACUUCAUUCCUUGAGCGUGCAGAAGAAAUGAUGCUAGCAACUGGUAGAGCGGAUCAUGCGGAUGGUGUCGCUCAUGUUUAUGCUCUCCAACAUCGUGCAGUAAAGGACUCGAGCGCACAAACGUCGCAACAGACAAUUUCUCAACACCUCCUGGAUCGGCUGGAGCAAACGUUGGCUGUUGCUCGGGGAAGCCUUGCACAAGCAGUUGCCAAGUACCCAAUGCACGGGCUACUCACCAGCAUUCGAUACGUCGUGAAUCAAUCACAAGGCACAGCAAGUAUUCCAAGUCCUCGACUAUGCGAUGAUUUGCAGCAAAUAUGGGAAGUCGUGAAGCCUGUGCUCUGCGAUGAUGCACCCGAGGGCUACGUGCCUGACGAAGUCGUGGAAGGCCUUGACUCGACCAAAGAGACCCUCAGCUACUGUUGGAGAGCUUUUAAAGAAGCUAGUCUAUUGAUGAGCAGCGUAGUAGCAUCUCGAAAGGUCGACGAACACGAACUGCAGCAGAUCAGCAACCUUUGCUUCACCCAGCUUGCUGAACUGCGGCAUCGUGGCGCAUUCUCCACCGUUGCCCAGACAUGGAUGACUUGCUGCAUGCAGUGCAAGGACCUAAAAUCUCCCAUGGGCAUCCCCAUGCUGGUGGACUGGUACACCAGAGUGCUCGGUAUGCUGCGCAAGAACGUCACCAUCAAUACUCGACGCUCUGCUGGGAUACCGUCGUUGCUGUGCGGCAUUCUGAUCGCGGACAGAUCUGGGAAGCUACUUUCGAAUGCCGUGACAGACCUCGAGACAAUCGCUCGCCAGCCGGUUGAUGCUGCAUCGGCAGAAGAGGGCAGCCUACCACAAGUUCAUGCUAUGAACUGUCUCAAAGAUAUGCUAAAGAACAGCAGGCUGGGCGAGCAGUCUGAGAAAUAUGUCCCACGUGCCCUGCAGCUUGCGGCUGAUGCACUGCGCUCAGAUGUCUGGGCAGUCCGCAACUGUGGGCUGAUGCUUUUCCGUGCCGUCAUUGAUCGCCUGCUGGGAACAGACCAGUCGCCCUUCGGGGAUGACGAUGCAUCUCAAAAACUGAUAUCCAUCCACCAACACCCACAGCUGAUUGAUGUGAUCCUCGACUUACUCUCCAAUUCGAAUCAGGCACAGACUGGCUUGUCGACUGGCUUCGAGGGAGUUUUCCCCGCGCUGCAGCUCUUGCAGCAUGUUCAGGUACCGCUUUAUCGGCUCGAUGUUGCCAAGCGAGCUGUGGAGAGUCUCACUGCCAGUGCGUCGUGGCACAUUCGAGACAAGGCUGCAAGAUCGCUUGCUGCUUUGAUGGCAAGAGAAGAACCCCUCGAGGCCCUGAACAACGUCCAAACUUUCAUUAUUGACAACGUGGCCAGUCAGAACGCUUUACGUGGGGCGCUCCUCACAGCGCAGCAUUUCAUCACCAGGCUGAGGCGUGCUGCUCAGCGCUCAAGUGAGACAACCUCGCCUACAAAUGGCCUGGCUUUGGACGACAUUCGUAGUUUAAGAGAGGAAUUCAUGGUGCAGAUAUCGUCUCUCGCCCAACAGUCAGGCUGCCCUGUGACGAGAGCUGCCGCAAUCGAUGUUGUCCGAGCUUUUGCGGAGUUAUCUUCGUCCGUUGGAUUAGAAGACCUCGACUUGCAGACUGGCGAACUGAUCCAAGCGAUCUCUGCUGAUGAUUUUGACCAUGCAUCACAAGCUGUACUGCGACAGGCUAUGGCUCGCCUGAUGGCUCUGAGGAUUUCUUGUGGUGAAGAAACUUCCCUUGACGAUGGUCAGGUUGAGCUCAUACGAUGGGCCUUGAGGCUUGCCCAAACAGAUCAGAAUGCGUGCGAACAUUUUCUGAGAUCGCUCAAUCCGCUCCAGCCUGCCUCUCAUGGACCUGCAGUCAGUCGUAUACACUCGCUCUGUGCAGAGAUCAUUCGCAGCGACCUUGGGAUUCACCUCAAAUGCGAAGCUCAGCGACUUCUGCUGACGUUAACUCCCAAUGACUGGUCGUCACUUACACGGAUGAGCAGCAAGUCGAUUGAUCCAAGACCCUAUCUCUCGGAACACGACUGUAACCAGCGAUAUGCAGAUCAAUGGCUGCAAAUACGGGCCAUCGAAAUUGACAACAGUGCAGGCAAUCUGCCAGAAGGGGAAAAAGACGUCUUGGCAGAUAUUGUUUCCUUCGUGGAUGACUGUGUUGCUGCCGUCAACGGUCACGGUGUGCAUAUGAGAGAAGCGGCAGCAUCUGCUAUUGAUCGCUUACACCAUCUGUGGAUCAUGCUGUCCAGGAGUGCAAUCUUCCACGACCAGUUGGCCCGGCUUUGUAUAGGCGUCUAUGACCUCCUCAACGACGACGAUGAAGACACACGAUUGCGUGCGGCUGCGGUCACCAAACGAAUCCUGGCAGCUGGGUCGUCAGGCAAAGUGCUUGAUCUGGAGCCCAUCACGGCCAGUCGCCAACUUCUCGCGUUCUCCGUUGACAGGUGGCCAUCGAGCUGGAUCCUGGCCCACACGGGAUUCAAACGAGCUUUCGGCACAUCUGAUACUGCAUCACGAUCGGUAGCCGAACAGCUAGCAGCGCUCUCACACGGCGAUACUGCACUGUUCGUGGAAGAGAAGCAGAACCUCUACAUUGACGAAGCUUCAGAAAUCCGUGUAUGGACGCGAGUCUUGUCAAAGCUGGCAGAGAUUGCGAUCUCCCGAAGACUGCUGGAAAAUCUUGGCUCGUGGGUCCUGGCAGGCUUGCGAACGCUCGCCCAAUACGCAGACACGCAUCCUGAUGGAGCCUUGGGUUGGAGCAGCAAGCCUGAUGUUUCCAAGUUGGUGCUGCAGGUUGUUUAUGGCGCUGAGAUGCUUUUGGACGUGGUCGAGCGGGGGAUCAGAUUGCCUGUGAGGCCUUCUGAGAUUAGGAGGGAGCUGUUCGAGUGCGCCAUUGCGUUUGAGAAGGCAGAUGUGGUUUGCUUGUUGAGGUGGGAAGUUGAGCGUGUACUUUCAGAGUCCGUUGUGCACAAAGUUGCACUGGUGCAUGAGAGGAUGGCUUUGUGGGGCCGGCACGUGGCGCGCGGGUAA